Messenger RNA from Homarus americanus (American lobster), 4437 nucleotides. Its product is annotated as glucose dehydrogenase [FAD, quinone]-like. Lineage: Eukaryota; Metazoa; Arthropoda; Malacostraca; Decapoda; Nephropidae. Bases 2054 to 3916 code for a protein of 620 amino acids. The record is from RefSeq and is a predicted model, not a curated record. The transcript has 11 exons. Gene Ontology annotation, molecular function: oxidoreductase activity, acting on CH-OH group of donors; flavin adenine dinucleotide binding.
ACCCAGUGCGCGAGGGAGCUAACGUGGUAAAGCUGGUCUCGUGCUACUGCAAGGACCUACCGACUCGACGCUGGAGGACCGGGCUGCUGAUUGUUCCACGCCGCCAUCGGUAUCAUCUCUACGUGUUCACUAACUCCACCACGCGACAUACAGUAUACUUACGCCUCUCGAUGCAACUGACGUGACUCUUGGGUGUUACGACUUCGCCCGCGCCUCCGUCAGUACCUCCUCUUAGGGGAAACGUACUUAAUCUUCUCACCAAGGACGUUCUCGACGCUUUCUUCUUCCUCCUAAGGAUCACGAACCGUAAUAUCCUCUUGUAAAGAAAACGGGACACGUGUGUGCCGUAUGUCCUUGGCCGUGACUUGAGGAGUGAGUGUGUCAGUGAGGCGAGACGACGCCCCUGUUAGAGAGUGAACCAGGAAGAAAAUAUAAAAUAGUCGAGUGUUGCAUCAUUAUUGGUGACUGUUGGACGAGAAAUAAAACCUAAAAGGUGUUUCCCUAAUUACAAGAGAACAAAAAUACUAUCUUAUCCUGCGACUAAAAGCUAUACUAGGAAAACUAUUGACUGACAUAUUAUAUUGCCGAGAGAAAAAGUAAUAAUAACUAAAAAGGAUUUAUGGGGAGCCAAGAAAGAAAAUAAAAGUCAGGUUCUCCUUCUCACUAGCCAUCUGCUGCUGAACACAACAACACCUUUUCCCCGACGCCACACAAGACGCGGCAGCUUCAGUGUCCUUCAAGUGUCGGAAAUCGGUAAUCGUGUGACAUAUGAGUGGUAGAAAGGCGAACUUGACCGUGGAAGGUUUUACCCGACACGAGCUGUGAGGACUCUUAGGGAGGCAGUGAUGUUGUCACGAGUUUCUCUACACUUCCAUCACCAGCAUUUACAACGAUAGUCUCGGGGUAGUUCUGACGUCCAGCUUGUCUUGUUUAUGUUCUGGAGGACGAGGAAGCCAGAAUGUCCUGUUAUCCUUAAACCCAGUUGAUCCUUUUCCGUAAUCUGAGUUAUCGUUCGAGUGACCUGUGCCGACGACAACGACGAACCCAGGACGUCCCGCUACCUGUGAGCUGUCGCCUCCAGGUAAUCUGUUAUUUCGAAAUGUCGGGAACUACCCACUGGCGACUGAGAAAAGAGAUGUUAGCCCAGGGGCCCUAAACCACUGGCCUACACCAGGAUAAUAUCUAGCUGGUCAGGCUUGUGGUGGAGACGCCACUCUCCUCCCUCUCACACGCCCUCCUCCUUGCCUCAGGCAAUUCAACCCUUUCUCGCCCCACACCACCUUCCCUCCCGACACCUGGGACCAUCGUCUCCGUAGUCAAUAUCUAAAAACUUUGAUGAAACAUAGUCAGUACACCAGCUGGGAUAUUAAGUGGAUAAAACUGAAGUAAAAACAUAUGUUAUCAGGAAGGAUAAUAGCCUAGAGGGUCGUGUGGGAGUAAACUGCCCCCCCUCUUCAUUAUCCCAUCCCGUCACCUCCCCAUCUCACCAGCCUGCACCCCACUCCCCUCCCCUCCCCUCCCUCUAACCUUCCUGCCUCCCUUCUCCUCCCAGGGACGGGAGGGUAUGAGGGUUCACUUUCUCUCUUAGUGUUGUCCUGGCGAGGCGAGGCAACGGUAGCGAGAGGCUCAGUGUGUGUGUGUAGUAGUAGUAGUAGUGGAUAGUGGUGAUGAGUAAACGCUAACUCGUCUCAUCAUAUCUCAGCUGGUACAACCUGUAACUCUCAUCAACGACGUGAGACACAAAUCACACUCUAAUAAGUGUGAUUUUUAUUAAUAUUUUUUUUACGGGACAGUAUUUAACAUGCAGCAUAAGAUAGUACACAGUAACGAGAACGUGCCUAAGCCUUGACAAUGACUCCUACGGCGGCACGCACCUUACUGCUCUUAAACAAUAAACGGUCCUGAACAAAUAUAGUAAUAAGAGAAGUGUAGAAAACAACUAGGGAAUAAUAUAAGCCGGAAGAACAUUAGUAGCUCGUGGUGUGACAAACUAGACGUCCCACCACAGUACUCCGAGGACCCAGACGUCCACCUCUGCUCUCACGACUCCACGAUGACAGGGGUCCUACUGUCCACGGCGCCCCUGGCAGCCUCGGUCUUCACGGCCUCCCUGUGGUUCCUGCCCGCCCUCCUCGCCGCCAUCGCCUACUACAAGUACGACGAGAUCGACCCUGAGUCUCGACCCAUCGACAGGAAAAGGCUCUUCAAGGAGUACGACUUUAUCAUAAUUGGCGCGGGAUCAGCGGGUGCCGUGAUCGCCAACCGCCUUUCUGAGAACCCGAACUUCAACGUGCUGCUGCUGGAGGCUGGGGGAGAUGAGACGGAAAUUAGCGAUGUACCCGCCCUGGCAGGAUACCUUCAACUAUCUAAAAUGGACUGGCGGUAUAAGACAGAACCCCAAGACUCUGCCUGUCUCGCCAUGGCCGGCAGGAGAUGUAACUGGCCGCGGGGGAAGGUGAUGGGCGGGUCGUCCGUGCUCAACUACAUGCUGUACGUACGAGGCAACAGGCGGGACUACGACCACUGGGAGGCUCUUGGCAACCACGGCUGGGGCUACGACACCAUCCUCCACUACUUCAAGAAGUCAGAGGACAACAGAAACCCUUACUUAGCCAGGAACGUACACUACCAUGGGACGGGCGGCUACCUGACAGUACAGGAGGCGCCCUGGAGGACGCCCCUCGCCACAGCCUUCGUGGAGGCCGGCAUCGAGAUGGGUUAUGAGAACAGGGACUACAACGCUGAGUUCCAGACGGGGUUCAUGAUCCCACAAGGCACACUGAGGCGAGGGUCACGGUGCUCUACCAGUAAGGCGUUCAUCAGACCAGUGAGACUCCGGCCCAACCUGCACGUGGCCAUGCACUCCUUCGUCACCAAGAUCCUGAUUGACCCCUACACUAAGGUGGCCUACGGGGUCCAGUUCCUGCGUCACGGUCACACACAGGUGGUGAAGGCCAGGAAGGAGGUGAUCCUGUCAGCCGGGGCCAUCAACUCCCCACAGCUCCUCAUGCUCUCCGGGAUAGGUCCUGCCAAACAGCUCAAUCCACUUGGGAUCCCUAUAAUUCAGGACCUGCCCGUUGGCCAUAACCUGCAGGACCACAUCGGGACGGGUGGCCUGGUGUUCCUCAUCGAUAAGAAGGUGUCGCUCGUCCAGACUCGCUAUGAGAACCUCCCUAGCGUCCUUAAGUACGCCAUGUUUGGCUCAGGACCCCUCACAGUGCUGGGAGGUGUGGAAGGCCUGGCGUUCGUCAAGACCAAGUUCGCCAACCAAACAGACGAUUGGCCUGACAUAGAGUUCCACUUCAUCUCCGGGUCGCCAGCCUCCGACGGUGGCCGACAGAUCCGCAAGGUUCACGGCCUCUCUGAGCGUACUUGGCAGCAAAUGUUUAAGCCAAUAUCGUUCCGAGACAGCUGGUCGGUUUACCCUAUGUUGCUGAGGCCCAACUCGCGCGGGUACAUAACCCUGCGCUCGGCCAGCCCCUUCGACAAGCCAUAUAUCACCCACAACUACUUGACCGACCCUCAGGACGUCUUGGUCAUGAUUGAAGGUAUCAAAAUCGCACUGGCGCUGACGGAGACGCACGCGUUCAAGAAAUUCGGCUCCAGGUUCUACACGCGACCCAUGCCAGGAUGUGAGCACGCGCCCCUGUGGACGGACGCGUACUGGGAGUGUCUGGCGCGGUAUUACACAUCCACCAUCUACCACCCCGUUGGUACCUGCAAGAUGGGGCCGUACUGGGACCCAGGAGCUGUCGUCGACCCCGAGCUGAAAGUGUACGGCGUCUCAGGUCUGCGGGUGGCCGACGCCUCGAUCAUGCCCACACUAGUCUCAGGCAACACCAACGCACCCGUCAUCAUGAUCGGCGAAAAAGUAUCAGAAAUCAUUAAACAGUACUGGUACGGCAAAAAGAGAUGAUGAAGGCCACGGGCAUAAUAGUUGCUGCUGCUUCUGUUGUGACGCUACAGGCAUUUACCCGGUAAAGGGUUCCAAUAGUUUAUCCUCGGGGAGCUCCUUUAUGAGUUACUUUUUCUGAAAGUGGCGUUGUUCCGUUCCUUACUUUAGAAAAAUAAAACUUUAUUACGUAUGUGAGUUUAGUCUUGGCGUCGUUUUUUAUUCAUUGGAAUGAAUAUAAACAUUGUUAUGUGACAACUUGUCUGAACAGUGUUUCACCCUUUACAUUAGAAACAAUAAGUGCACUUCUGACAGUGGAAAAGUAAACCGUUAAAUGUGCAUUUUGUAUUGACUAAUGGAGUUAAGUCAAUGCUGGAACUGUAUAUAAUAUGAAUUAGUACCAAUAAUGACUGCCAAAAGUGUUUGCUCAAUAUUUGCCCUUCGGUCAGUCCUACUUGGUAAAUGCAUUUUGGACACAAUGAAUAACUCUCCAUGAAUCCUAAUACAGUACUUAUGGAUCUACUCGAGUUGGCUAGGUGCUUAAA